Messenger RNA from Oryza sativa Japonica Group (Japanese rice), 1941 nucleotides. Its product is annotated as fatty acyl-CoA reductase 1. The record is from RefSeq and is a predicted model, not a curated record. Gene Ontology annotation, biological process: suberin biosynthetic process; long-chain fatty-acyl-CoA metabolic process. Lineage: Eukaryota; Viridiplantae; Streptophyta; Magnoliopsida; Poales; Poaceae. Gene Ontology annotation, cellular component: intracellular membrane-bounded organelle. Gene Ontology annotation, molecular function: alcohol-forming very long-chain fatty acyl-CoA reductase (NADP+) activity.
AAUCCCAGGCGCGUAAAAAAAAGGAAAAAACUCCCAGCCGCCAUGUCCCUCUCAUCUCUCUCGCUCUCUCCUGCGCGGCGCCUGGAUUUGGCUUGGCCGUGGCCGCCGCUGGGUGUCCUCCCAGUGCCGUGACCGCCGUCGGGUGUCCUCCCUACGCUGCUGCCAUUCUCCGCUCGAAGGGGAUCGAUGUUGUGGAUGGGUGGUGUCCUCGCAGCACCCUCAUUGCCGGUGCUCUCCUUGCUACGCCGCUGCCGACGCAGACUCGAAGGGGAGGCUCUGGGUGUUGGAUGCGGCAGCCGCGAUUUCUUUGCCGGCGGAUCCGGUGGCUCAUCAAUGGCGUCCACGCCAGCGGUUUUUCCUCAGUGAUCAUGCAACUUCCGAUAUUUCAACCCUUGCGGGAGAAGUAUCAAACGCACUUCAGUUCAUGGUUCUGGGACAAGGUUUUUCCUCUAGCAGGAGAUGUGUCCUUGAAGAAUUUCGGUAUAGGAGACGCUAGACUGGCUGAAGAUAUAAGGAAAGAAACAAAUAUUAUUGUUCACAUGGCUGCGACAGUAAACUUCGCAGAAAGAUAUGAUACAGCGUUGGCAAUAAACACUAUGGGUGUGAAGCAUAUGAUAGAUUUUGCAUCAAAAUGCACAAACCUAGAGCUCGUUCUUCUUGUGUCAACAGCUUAUGUCAAUCUAAUGAAACAAGCUUAUGUCAAUCUAAUGAAACAAGGGAUCAUGAUGGAGAAGCCGCUUCAACAAUGGAGGAGUUAUGAUGGUCGAUCAGAUCUAGAUAUUUCAGAAGAGAUGGCAUUUAAGGAUGAAAAGUUGAAGGAGCUAGUUUACAACAAUGCUUCAGAACGUACCAUAAGACACACCAUGAAAAAGAUAGGCGCACAAAGAGCUAAGAAGUUUGGAUGGGCGAAUGCCUAUGUGUUCACAAAAGCAAUGGGUGAGAUGCUGGCAUAUGAACAAAACUCACGGCUCCCAAUUGUUAUCAUCCGUCCAUCAGCCACAACAAGCACAUGGAAGGAGCCUUUUCCUGGAUGGAUAGAAGGAGCCAAAGCAAUUGACACAUGGAUCACUAACUAUGGUAAGGGGACACUGAAGUUUUUUCCUACAGAUGUGGCAACAGUCAUAGACAUUGUACCUGCAGACAUUGUGGUCAAUGCGAUGCUUUGUAUUAUCAGCUACCAUCCUCAAGGAACAGCAGACUUCAUCUAUCAGAUUGGUUCUUCCAUGAGCAACCCGAUCAAGCUUGGCCAGAUGUCUCAAACAACGUACAAAUACUUCUCGCAGAUACCAUUCGUCGGUGCAAAAGGAGAUGUAGUCAAGGUGAAACAACCGAAUUUUCUAGCAACAAUGGCCAGCUUCUACGAGACCAUGGAUAAACACUACAAAAUGCCUUUGCAGGAUAUGUUGCGCCGUGGGUUAUCUACCACUGAAGACCGUCAUAUUUACAACCAUCUCAAGAGAGAGUAUGAUUUUACUGUUGCCGUGGCAGAGGUAUACUGGCCAUUCACAAUAUCCAAAACGAGGUUCGAUGACUCGAAAAUGCAGAAUCUUAUGGGAAUGGUUACUGAAAGAGACCGAGAAUUGAUACCCUGUAAUAUAAAGUUCAUCAAUUGGGACAAGUACUUUAUGGAAACUCACAUCCCCGGUGUCAUGGAUUAUGAGUCAAGGGAAUUGACAAGAGCUAGGCUAUAGAAGUUCCUCAUAAAGCUGCAAGCCUUCUCUGAAUGCCACAUAGAUUGAAAUAAAUCCUUUCAGGUGCACCACUCACCGUUGAGGAUUUAUCCGAGACAUUUAUAUGUUUUAGUGAGUCGAUGUUUGUGAUGUACUCCUCCCUUCCCAAAUUAUAGAGUACCUUUAUUUUAAGGGAAAAUCAAACUUGAUAUUUUUUUUACUACUGAUUAUACUAACAAUAUCUAUGCCAAGUAUUAUGCAUGUUAUAUCA